Messenger RNA from Stegastes partitus (bicolor damselfish), 3501 nucleotides. It is a transcript of the gene orai2, whose product is annotated as ORAI calcium release-activated calcium modulator 2. Gene Ontology annotation, molecular function: store-operated calcium channel activity. The transcript has 3 exons. Gene Ontology annotation, biological process: store-operated calcium entry. Lineage: Eukaryota; Metazoa; Chordata; Actinopteri; Pomacentridae. Gene Ontology annotation, cellular component: membrane. The record is from RefSeq and is a predicted model, not a curated record. Bases 359 to 1171 code for a protein of 270 amino acids.
GGAUGUAGUUUUCCUCUCCGUCUCUCUGCUCGGCAGCUCAGCACCACCCGAACCGACAAAAACUACGGCAGGUGAACCGACUGGAGUCACUCGGCAGCGAGCUCAGCCGUCCUGCGGGUUUCUGAGGUAUGGAGGAGAGCAGCACCGUUUCUGGCUCUGCUUCUGGAGCUCAACCGGGACGUUAUUGACACCUGCAGCCGACGAGCUGAAGCUGCUCGAUUAAAGAAAAAAAAAAAACACUCGCAGAGGUUCAUUUUUUGUUUUUAUUUUUUGAAAUUAAUCUGUUUACCUUCCUGAAACGUGGAGAGAAGACUGUGAGGAGUCUCUCAUUGAAAAGUCACUUCCGCAGACAGGUGCCAUGAGCAGCGAGCUGAACGUCCCUAUGGGCUCCCCGGCCCCGGGGGUCUCAGAGCGGGCUCCGGACAGCGGCGGGAUGGACUACAGGGACUGGGUGCGACGCAGCUACCUGGAGCUGGUGAGCUCCAACCACCACUCAGUGCAGGCCCUGUCCUGGAGGAAACUCUACCUGAGCCGGGCCAAGCUCAAGGCCUCCAGCAGGACCUCCGCACUGCUGUCCGGCUUUGCAAUGGUGGCCAUGGUGGAGGUGCAGCUGGAGGUGCAGUACAGUUACCCUCGGGUGCUCCUCAUCGCCUUCAGCGUGUGCACCACCGUGUUGGUGGCGGUGCACCUCUUCGCUCUGCUGAUCAGUACCUGCAUCCUGCCCAACGUGGAAGCCGUCAGCAACAUCCACAACCUCAACUCUGUCAGCGAGUCGCCCCACGAACGCAUGCACUACUACAUCGAGCUGGCCUGGGGCUUCUCCACGGCGCUGGGCAUCCUUCUGUUUUUAGCAGAGGUGGUGCUGCUCUGCUGGAUCAAGUUCCUACCCGUGGACUCCGGCGGGCUCAAAAAGGCCGCCGUCUGCGGCACCACGACCGCCGCCACUCAGGUGACGUCCACAACCCCCUCAGUGCAGGACAGCGGCUGGCAGGCGGCGCUGGCCUCCACCAUCAUCAUGGUCCCAGUGGGGGUGAUCUUUGUGGUGUUCACCAUCCACUUCUAUCGCUCUCUGGUGCGCCACAAGACAGAGCGCCACCACCAGGAGAUCGAGGAACUGCACAAGAUAAAGGUGCAGCUGGACGGCCACGAGAGAGGCCUCCAGACUGUGUGAAAACCCAACGGCAGCUUUAAAGACUUUCUCUGUGUCACAUAUUUAUCAAGCCCUCUCCCUUUUCUGACAUUUGUUCUGGUCAUUGCUAAAGUCUCGAACUUGUAAGCAGUGAACUUUAAAGCGUGUCACUGUGCAGUACAGACAGCCAAUACAUGUCAGACUGCCAACUUAUUCUUAAGGUGAAGUUACAUUGUAGGAUUUGUGCGGUGACUUGGUCUGUGUUUUAGCUCUGUAGUCUGUGUUGGUCAAGGAAAAAGGUUUACACAAAAAGGGCUAUUAUGUUCGCUGUGCCAUUUCUGCUCUGUUUACGUUUUAACGGUUGGGUUCAGUCCCGACAGGGUUUCCAUUUUAGAUCUGUUGCCAAAAUACCCGUAAUUACCUUAAAACUCUCCUUUUGAAUCUCUUAUAUCUGCUCAGUUCUUAUUAGCAAACUGUAUAGAGAUUAUUUGAGUUGCAGGCUUCUCAUUUUCAAUCUGCAGUUCUUUUAAAAGAAAUUGAUGUUUGAAGCUUGACCUAAUUGAUAUUAAUGCCUUCAGUAACUUGCCAUAAUGGAAGUUGACUACUGUUUAUAGAUCCCAACUGAUAUUAGGCCCAAUGCUGAUACCAUUUAUAAGGAUGAAGUAACUCCCAUAAAGCCACUACUGUUCAUUUUAGGGCUACCUUCCAUGAAAGAAAGUCUUGGUCGACUGAAAUCGUACCUGCAGUUCAACCAAUCAAUUUCUAGCAGUGUGUCUCACAAACUACACUGUUUACAACUUAACAUAAAGACCAUUUGACUCCGCACCGCUGUGUGCUCAGCUCAGACUCUGCUGCAUGUGCUGCAGACUAUGAUGAGAUUGUUGUAAUAAUGGAGUCGGAGCUGCUCUGCUGGACAAACUCUGUGAUGACACAUUUUCUAAAUGAUCCUAAGCAUCUCUUUGUGCUUUAUGAUUUGUAUUAGAUAAAUCUGUAAUUGGAUUAUUGGGCUCAGUGUCAGCUGGUUUUCUAUUAUCAGCCAAAGAUUGAUUGUUAAAGAAGGAACCAAUUUAACAGCAGUUGAUCAGGAGUGUUCUGUGCAUAUUUGCACUUCAGUUGUAUUAGAAACAUGUGCCAUGUCAGCGUCCAUAAUGGGAAUAUACUAGUUCAAAUGUAAUUUAUAUGAUCAGUAAUUUAAGGUAGUCAAUUUAGUAGUUCAAACCAGGAUGUGCAAAUAAAUGUUUACGAGAAACGCUGUAGCUUCUUAUAGCUACGUGUUUCCUGCCUUCAGCCAACAAACCUUAGAGUUUAUUUAUAGAUUUAGUCACUUGCAAAUGUUUCAUAGAUGUUAUAAGAGAUUCAAGAAGAUCUGGACACAUUAAGCAGAUUGAAAACUUGAUUCAGAUUCGAUAAAAUGCUACUGAACCCCAACUCUCAUGCAUUAUGUGAGGAGUUCAGGCCUCACUGUUUACAUUCAACCUUCUUGUCUGGUUUUUAAGUUUUGAGAGCGACCAAGGUUGUUUCUCCACCAUGUGUGUCUGUGUCUGGAGCAGCAUGGUGAGCACGUGUCAAAAAGUCUUAAAAAAACAUAGUAGCGUGAAAGUUGGCAUUACUGUGUUUUUACAUCCAAAAGCUCACGAAAGCCUCAAAGACUUUGUCAUCAACUUCAUUUGAAAAGCUUUUACUUCUUAAAGACCACGGAGCCUGUGUCAUAUCUGUCAAACCAGUCAACUCUGCAUACUGAUGCUGCUUAAUAUGAAUGUGUUACUGUCCAAAUAUAGUUCUGCCUUACAGAAUUAUGGCCUUUUUCUGAACUGCUGUUUUGCUCAAGGUCACAACACAAGCACACGUUUUACUGAAAGUGUAGCUAAGCAUGACAAAGUCUAAACCAACGAAGCUUAACGUCGGGUGAAGGCCCGAGGGUUGGAGCGAAGUGGUGGAGGAGACGCUCUCUGGAUGGGCCGUUUGUAAACAGCAUGACUUUGUAACCUCCAGUUUCUGUACUUAAAACACUGGAGACCUUUCAGUAAAUGUGGGUUAACUGAGAGAAGCGACAGCUUCUCAGCGGAGGGCAGAAUCUGUUACUGUGUUUUUUUAAAAAAGAUGGAAAACGCACCAACCUGUUAUCACAUUCCAAAUAAGAUGACUGACCAAAGUGUUGCUCAGUUAUUUCUUACUGUUCAGAAGAGACUAAAGUGCACUUGUAGUUUUAGUUGUACAGCGAGUUGGUGCCGGGUUCAUAUCAAGAGAAUGUUCUUGCUUUGUUUAACAUUUGUGUAUUUGUGCUUCUUAAACUGCUGAGGUCAAGGAGGAUGGAAUUCACACCCUGCAACAGACUUCCAAAAUAAAAGUUCUCAUUGUCUUUUGCACGUGAA